AGGCGCGCAGCAGGAGGCCAUUUCCAACGAGCCAGCGGGGGCAAAAGAUGGCGACGCCCCUUGGGUGGUCGCAGGGGGGCUCUGGAUCAGUGUGUCUCGCCUUCGAUCAACUGCGGGACGUGAUUGAAUCUCAGGAGGAACUUAUCCACCAGCUGAGGAAUGUGCCCCUGUCCCUUCCUGAGCCAGGCUCUGUUGCAGAUGGUUCUCCAGGAUGAGAAUUUUGUCAGUAAAGAAGAAUUCCAUGAAAUAGAGAAGAAACUGGUGGAGGAGAAAGCUGCUCAUGCCAAAACCAAAGCCCUCCUGGCCAAGGAAGAAGAGAAGUUACAGUUUGCUCUGGGAGAGGUGGAGGUGCUGUCCAAGCAGCUGGAGAAAGAGAAGAUGGCCUUUGAAAAAGCGCUCUCCAGUGUCAAGAGCAGAGUCCUGCAGGAGUCCAGCAAGAAGGACCAGCUCAUCACCAAGUGCAAUGAAAUUGAAUCCCACAUUAUAAAGCAAGAAGAUAUACUUAAUGGCAAAGAGAAUGAGAUUAAAGAGUUGCAGCAGGUUAUCAGCCAGCAGAAACAGAAUUUCAGGAAUCACAUAUCUGACUUCCGGAUCCAAAAGCAGCAGGAGACCUACAUGGCCCAGGUGCUGGAUCAGAAGCGUAAGAAAGCCACAGGAAUGCGUCGGGCCCGUAGCCGUCAGUGUUCCAGGGAGAAAUAAACUGCUGGUUAUCUUCCUGUUCUCUA
Messenger RNA from Mus musculus (house mouse), 725 nucleotides. RefSeq names its product spermatogenesis associated 24 (gene Spata24). The coding region runs from base 160 to 699 and encodes 179 amino acids. Gene Ontology annotation, cellular component: nucleolus; cytoplasm; nucleoplasm. The record is from RefSeq and is a predicted model, not a curated record. Lineage: Eukaryota; Metazoa; Chordata; Mammalia; Rodentia; Muridae. The transcript has 6 exons.